UUCAUAUAACACAAGGAGAUCUUGUAGGAAAAGCUGUAAUAGUCUCAUGGGUCACAAUGGAUGAACCGGGUUCAAGCACAGUCCUUUACUGGCCUCAAAACAGCACCCAAAAGGACCAAGCUGUAGGCCAAUAUUCAAGUUACAAGUACUACAAUUACACUUCUGGUUACAUUCAUCAUUGCACCCUUGAGAGCUUAGAGUUUAAUACGACGUACUACUAUGAAGUUGGAAUUGGUCAUACUACUAGGACAUUUUGGUUUGUAACCCCCCCUGAGAUCGGCCCUGAUGUGCCCUAUACCUUUGGGAUAAUCGGGGAUCUGGGUCAAACGUAUGAUUCCAAUACUACGCUUACACAUUAUGAAAUGAACCCGGUGAAAGGGGAGACAGUGUUGUAUGUUGGUGACUUGUCUUAUGCCGAUCAUUAUACAUACCAUGAUAAUCGUAGGUGGGAUAGUUGGGGCAGGUUCGUUGAAAGGAGUGUUGCUUAUCAACCUUGGAUUUGGACUGCUGGAAAUCAUGAACUCGAUUAUGGUCCUUCCUUUGGUGAAAAGGUACCAUUUAAGCCUUUUCUUCACCGAUAUAGCAUCCCCUUUGAAGCAUCAAAUAGCACAGAACCCCUUUGGUACUCAAUAAAGAGAGCAUCAGCACAUAUCAUUGUAUUGUCUUCCUAUUCAGCAUAUGGAACAUACACUCCUCAAUAUAUGUGGCUUAUGGAUGAGCUACCAAAGGUUAAUAGAAGUGAAACACCAUGGUUGAUUGUUCUUAUGCAUUCACCUUGGUACAAUAGCAACACGUACCAUUACAUGGAAGGCGAGACCAUGCGCGUUAUGUUUGAGCCAUGGUUUGUUGAGCACAAGGUUGAUGUUGUGUUUGCAGGUCAUGUUCAUGCUUAUGAACGCUCGGAGCGUAUAUCAAACAUUGCAUAUAACAUUGUGAAUGGGGAAUGCACUCCUGUCCAUGACCAAAAUGCCCCUGUUUACAUCACUAUUGGGGAUGGAGGCAACAUUGAAGGCUUGGCAACCCUCAUGACAGAGCCACAACCAAAAUAUUCAGCAUUCAGAGAAGCGAGUUUUGGUCACGCGACAAUAGAGAUCAAAAAUCGAACACAUGCUUAUUAUAGUUGGCAUCGAAAUGCUGAUGGAUAUGCAGUUAAAUCAGAUUCUAUGACGUUUUUCAACAGAUAUUGGUACCCAAAGAAUGAAUCCAUGAUCCAAACUUAACCUCAAUCCUAUAACAUCAUCUCUCAGAUUUCUAAGCAAAUAAACAAUUGAGAGUUCAGUGUUUAAUUCAUGAAUUGAUACACCAGUACACCACAUGUAUAACUUUUGUGUAAUACUAGCUUUAAUGAAAUUGUUCAAUUUUCACAUUA
Erigeron canadensis is the source of this 1369-nucleotide messenger RNA. Its product is annotated as purple acid phosphatase 2-like. Bases 57 to 1220 code for a protein of 387 amino acids. The transcript is spliced from 7 exons. NCBI's taxonomy places the organism in Eukaryota, Viridiplantae, Streptophyta, Magnoliopsida, Asterales, Asteraceae. Gene Ontology annotation, molecular function: metal ion binding; acid phosphatase activity. The record is from RefSeq and is a predicted model, not a curated record.